CAUUCCAUUCGUGUCCGUCAGUCGGACAAGGCAGGAUCGCACCGAACGAUCUACGGUUCUCGAUCGCGCUGUGAGCGACAGAAUAUUUUUAUCCAUAUUCAUCCAGUGGCUAGUCGACGUGCCAGACGACGCUUCGUCGUCACGGCGUCGGUAUUUAUUGAUACAGGACGAAGACCGUGAAAUGUUCACCGUUAACGAAGAGGAUGGAUCCUUGAUGAAAUUGACAAACCCAAAGGAUGGUCAAACAGAAACCAGGAAUAAGUGCUUGUGUCGCAGUGGUGACCCGACCCGAGGAUGAUGAGAAACGUCAGAUAACGAAAAUCAAGACGACCAAUUAACGGACGUCGCUGAUAAACUUGACAAAAAUUUAGUCGAUUUGAUUCGAGACUUAAGAAGACACGAAAGAAAUUUCAUAAGAACUGAAAGCGAUUCAUCGAGAGAUGCUGACUACGUAUUAAAUUCUUUUUUUAAAAUGUGGCCACGGUUCAGAAAAUUAUGUCGAGUAUGGACGAUCAUCUUUGCGAUCGCCAUUUUAAUCGGUAUAUUAUUAAUCUGGCCGCGAAGCAAAAGCAAUGGUACAGAUUAUCGACAAGAUUAUGUUUCAUUACGCUUAUUAGAUAAUCAAAAGGAUUACAUAGAUCGUAGAGGAAUUCACGUAGUGGUUGGACAUUAUAUUGGAAAUUCUUUGGAUCCGUUAAAAUCGCCCAACAUUACUAAAGAUGUUAUUAACAGGAACAUGUUCAGCCCUCGACCGUAUGAGGGUAAAAACGGAGAACCGGUUGUGAUACCGCCUAAAGAUUUACUGGUGAUGCAGCAGCUAUUUCAAAUCAACAGAUUUAAUCUCAUGGCCAGCGAUCGGAUACCACUGAACAGAUCUCUACCGGACGUCCGGAAGAAGAAAUGCAUAUUGCGAUAUGCAAAUUUAGAUAAAUUACCAAAAACUUCAGUUAUCAUAGUUUUUCACAACGAAGCCUGGAGCACGCUUUUGAGAACUGUUCACAGUGUAAUCAUCAGAUCGCCCAAGUAUUUAUUAGAAGAAAUCAUUCUGGUCGAUGACAACAGUGACAGAGAAUUUUUGAAAAAGUCCCUGGACGAACACGUUAAACAAUUGGAAGUACCUACAAGAGUUUUGCGUUCACACAAAAGAAUUGGAUUGGUCAAUGCAAGACUUUUAGGAGCCAAUGAUGCCAAAGGCGAGGUUCUCACCUUUUUAGACGCUCAUUGCGAGUGUACAGCUGGAUGGCUGGAGCCGUUGUUGGAGGCUGUUGCGAAAAAUCGGACAAGAGUAGUCUCACCAGUCAUUGACAUUAUAAACGAUGACACUUUUAGUUAUACCAGAUCCUUCGAGUUACAUUGGGGAGCAUUCAACUGGGAUCUUCACUUUCGGUGGUUGACCUUAAAUGGCCAGUUGCUCAAACAACGUCGUGAGAGUAUUGUGGAUCCGUUCAAGACACCAGCAAUGGCCGGCGGCCUUUUUUCCAUGGACCGGAAAUACUUCUUUGAACUGGGCAGCUACGACGAUCAGAUGCAAAUUUGGGGUGGUGAAAACCUUGAAUUGUCUUUUCGCGUUUGGCAAUGUGGCGGAAGCGUCGAGAUUGCUCCUUGCUCUCACGUUGGUCAUCUAUUUCGAAAAUCAUCACCCUAUACGUUUCCGGGUGGCGUCGGUGACAUCCUGUACUCGAAUCUCGCGCGUGUUGCUCUCGUCUGGAUGGAUGACUGGGCUGAAUUUUAUUUUAAGUUUAAUCCUGAAGCCGCCAGGCUGAGGGAUAAGCAGCAGAUUAGAUCUAGGUUAGCGCUGCGUGACAAAUUGCAGUGCAAAAGUUUUGAAUGGUACCUGGACAAUGUGUGGCCUGAACAUUUUUUCCCCAAAGAUGACCGUUUUUUUGGAAAGAUUGUCAAUGUGUUUUCUGAAAAAUGUCUUACGAUGCCCAUGGCUAAGGGAUCUUUUCCCCAACCCUCAGGAUACGCUGUCCUGGAAUCUUGCAUUUCACCCCCUAAUCUGGGUCAAAUGUUUGUCAUGACAAAGGACAACAUUGUGAUGACCGAUGAAAGCGUUUGUCUCGAUGCACCAGAACGGGAUACACGUCAUGAGAGACCAAAAGUCAAAAUGAUGGCCUGUAGUGGAUUGCAGAGACAGAAGUGGGAAUAUGACAAAGACACAAGAAUAAUGAAACACGUGAGUUCCGGUAUGUGUCUCGAAGCAUCUUCAAAUAGAGAAGAAGGUCCUGUAAUAGCAGCAUGCAACAAAAACGUUGAACAACAAUGGAGACUGGAAAAGGUUCCUUGGAAAUAAAAUAAUCUCCGUAUCUUUUCUAUUUAUGUCUGACAUGCCAUGUUUUCAUAUCAUUAUUCGUUGUUUUUUUUUUUUUAAUAUCAAAUUCAAAUCUUCAUUGUGAAGUUGUCAGCGUAUAGAUAAGGUACGUUCCGUCGAGAUAUGCUUUAAUUGUUAUGUUCUACAAAAGUAUAGUUUUCUACGAUUACUCGAUAGAAAAAUAAUCCAUGCUAAAGUGUUGAACUAAAGACUGAAUGUAGAUAGGAGCAACAUAAACGUCUAUAUUACACAAGGAGUUUGCGUUAGACGAAAUGUUAUGAAUAUUUCAACGUGAAGAUAGACUCGAAAAAUUUGUGACAAAUAGAAAAAAAAAAUGCCAAGACAAUAAUACAUCGCAUUGCAAGAAGAUUGUAUGCAUCUUAUUAAAUUAUCUGUACCUAUUAUAAUUGUUGUAUAUGCAAAUGACUGGCAAUGGAUAUGUACAGUCUGACGAGAAAUUGUUGCGUUCACAGUGAAACUGUAAUUAUUUGAAAUAAUAGUAGCAAAUUUUUUAUUCCAA
Cephus cinctus (wheat stem sawfly) is the source of this 2831-nucleotide messenger RNA. Its product is annotated as polypeptide N-acetylgalactosaminyltransferase 3. The transcript is spliced from 11 exons. The record is from RefSeq and is a predicted model, not a curated record. Gene Ontology annotation, cellular component: Golgi apparatus. The coding region runs from base 473 to 2293 and encodes 606 amino acids. Lineage: Eukaryota; Metazoa; Arthropoda; Insecta; Hymenoptera; Cephidae.